UACUCGCAUCGCGUCUGGUUCGGCGGAUAACACUGUGCGACUAUGGGAUGCAGCAAUGGGACAGCCAUUGGGUGAGCUCUUGCAGGGGCACACUAGAGGAGUUUUGUCGGUGUCUUUCUCACCGGAUGGUACUCACAUCGCAUCUGGUUCAGAGGAUAUGACUGUGCGAAUAUGGAGUGUAGUGAAAGCUCAGCCAUUCGCCAAGUCCAGAGAGCUAGACUCCUCCACAUCUCCGCUGCAUCAAAGCACUCCACCUCCCACCCAAGAAAGUUGCAUCAUGCCGACCAACACUUGUAACAAUCACCUCAUUUGCUUCUCGUCUAGCCUGGAACACGCCCUGUCCAACCCCGCGGACUUGCUCGAAUCCACCUCUCAUCAUGAUUCUAAUUCAUCCCCUUUCUUACUGCAGACUGAUGGAUGGAUUAUGGGACCCGAUCAUCAGCUCCUUUUCUGGGUACCUCCUGCUUCCCGACAUGCAUUUUAUACUCCUGGGACCUCAUUGGUGAUACCCAGAGGAUCUCCUGAGAUUGAUUUAAGCCGUAUGGCACAUGGAACGCGCUGGUCAAGUUGCCGAGAUGUCCCCACGUAAUGAUGAUUUAGUUCCUGCAAUAUCGAGUGUAUCGUCUAGUUCUUUGAUUCCUUGUUGAUUUUAUACCUGGGACCGACUCUGAAUUUACUGUUAUACGACUG
This is a messenger RNA of Suillus bovinus, 690 nucleotides long. RefSeq lists its product as uncharacterized. Lineage: Eukaryota; Fungi; Basidiomycota; Agaricomycetes; Boletales; Suillaceae. The transcript is spliced from 2 exons. The coding region runs from base 56 to 589 and encodes 177 amino acids. The record is from RefSeq and is a predicted model, not a curated record. Gene Ontology annotation, molecular function: protein binding.